AUCGACGUGUUUUUUUUUUUUUCUUGUCUGCAUUGUUUGGUCGGAUCGAAGCUGCCUGCAGGCACACCGACGGGGUUCCUUGAAUGCAUUUCGUAAUUCGUUAAGCUAAUGCAGGUGGACGGGACCUGCAGAUUACUGCUAUUUGUUGUGCAAUUACUCAGGGCACCCCAGACAAUAUGGGCUCGGCUCCGUAAGCGAUGUCGUGAUAAGAAUGGGGUUGUUUACCCUCGACCCUCACUCGGAGUCCGUCGGGGUAAAUCUGCCCCGCUGGAUGAUAAGGGGUGUUCCUCCUCAACCGCGCCAUUUCUUGCUGUUGCCUACCCUUUGCAAAUGUCUUACUUGCGAGAUUGGGCGACGAGGUCGGUCAAGGAUGCACUAUUGGGUGUUGUUGCAGGCUGUGAGCAGCGUUGCUUUCUUGACGAUGGAUGGUGCAAUGGCCAGCAAAACAGGGUCAUUGGCGAGAAGGAAUUGUCGGCAAACUCGCAUGAACUAGCCAAGGCGAACAAGCACGGCGCCGAAUGCUUAACCUUUCUUGACUAUGGCGUGGUUGCGAUCGGCGCAAUUCCUUCUACUCCAGUUAUCGGCGCCGCCAGUUCCGGGGCAGUGGGUCGCAUUCCCUCGGCCAGCCACAUGAGUUGAAAUUCGGGGAGACACGAGGUGCCCGGUUUCUAGGCAGCAAGCGUACAUGAGGCGAGGUUUCCAUUUUUCGUGCCUCUAUUCAUUUGGGAGCGCUUGAGUAAGCACAGGACUUGGCCUCUCAUAUCAACUGGGUCCCAUAGCUCAGUU
Aspergillus fijiensis CBS 313.89 is the source of this 786-nucleotide messenger RNA. RefSeq lists its product as uncharacterized. The transcript has a single exon. Lineage: Eukaryota; Fungi; Ascomycota; Eurotiomycetes; Eurotiales; Aspergillaceae. The coding region runs from base 109 to 639 and encodes 176 amino acids. The record is from RefSeq and is a predicted model, not a curated record.